AUGGCUUCUGGAUUCGGAAGCUCUUCAUACUACGACAAGCGACAAAGACAAUCACCCGCCCUCAUCCGAGCAAGGCGGCCCUACAUCUUUAAGAACGCCGUUGUCGGUUCUUUAGUUGGCGCCUUUGCUAUUGGUGUUUAUGCCUACACCAUCAGCGUUGUCGGACAAGAUGAGUUCGAGGACGUAAAGGUCCCUGAUGCGCCAACGCAAUCCGCCAAGAAAUAA
This is a messenger RNA of Hypoxylon fragiforme, 225 nucleotides long. RefSeq lists its product as uncharacterized. The record is from RefSeq and is a predicted model, not a curated record. Bases 1 to 225 code for a protein of 74 amino acids. The transcript is spliced from 3 exons. Gene Ontology annotation, biological process: mitochondrial respiratory chain complex IV assembly. NCBI's taxonomy places the organism in Eukaryota, Fungi, Ascomycota, Sordariomycetes, Xylariales, Hypoxylaceae. Gene Ontology annotation, cellular component: mitochondrial inner membrane.